AACAACCACCAUCAAUCAUAAUACAUCAUGGCUACUAAUCCUCUCAAAAAGAUUGAGCUUAACUGUGAUAUGGGUGAAUCGUUGGGAAGAUGGAUAUUGGCUGAUGAUGAAGCAAUAAUGCCACAUAUCGAUGCUUGCAAUAUAGCAGCAGGCUUUCAUGCUUCCGAUCCAACAACAAUUCACAAAACUGUUCGUUUGGCAAAAAAGGAUAAUAUUCAAAUUGGUGCUCAUCCUGGAUUCGGUGAUCUGGUUGGAUUCGGCAGACGAACUAUGCUCUUGAGUCCAGAAGAAGUUGCAGAUUUGAUCACUUAUCAAGCAGGUGCUGUUCAGGCUUUUUGUCAAAGACAAGGUGUCACAAUGAGUCACAUCAAACCACAUGGAGCUCUGUACUUCUACUUGCUAUCUGAUCAAAAAAUUUGUACAGCAGCUGUUGAAGCCAUCAAAGCAUUCAAUGUUCCAAUGUACGGCUUACCGAAUUCUAUUCAAGAAAGCACAUGCGCUUCACUUGGUGUACCAUUCGUUCCAGAAAUAUUUGUUGAUAUCGAAUAUAGCGCAGAAGGAAACUUGAUCCCUCCAGCAAAAUCAAAGCCAAUCUCUCCAGAAGAAUGUGCAGAACGUGUAAGGAUGGCUUUUGAAAAUGAUCAUUUACCUGCUCAACAACCCGCUUCCGCAACAACGACAAAGCCACUCAAUUUGAAGGGCAAACAUUUCAGUGUUUGUCUUCAUUCCGAUUUCAAAGCAGCUGUUGACAAUGUCAAAGCUGUUCGUCAGAUGAUCGAUAGUAUCAAUAACAAAAAUGUAUAAAUUUGAAUGAGAUUCAAUUUUCUGGUAUAAAAA
Meira miltonrushii is the source of this 837-nucleotide messenger RNA. RefSeq names its product LamB/YcsF. Gene Ontology annotation, biological process: carbohydrate metabolic process. The transcript has a single exon. The record is from RefSeq and is a predicted model, not a curated record. Lineage: Eukaryota; Fungi; Basidiomycota; Exobasidiomycetes; Exobasidiales; Brachybasidiaceae. Bases 28 to 804 code for a protein of 258 amino acids.